ACCUGCCCAGAGCAAGAUGGCGGCCUCCAUACUGCGACGCUCCCUUCUAGCUCCGCGCUGCAGAGCCGGGGAUGUCGCCGCCCUGCACAGUGGACCGAGCCGGAGAAGGGCGCAGGCCCCAGGGCCCAUCGCUUCUGGCCGGAGAAUGGGGAAAAGUCCUGCGGGAGAGCGCAGUGUUGCUCCAUGGGUAGCAGUGGUGGGUCUGGAAAUUCAUGCACAGAUCAGUUCCAACUCAAAGCUUUUCUCUGGCUCCCAAGUCCAAUUUGCAGCACCACCUAAUUCUUUGGUAUCUUUCUUUGAUGCUUCUCUACCAGGGACCUUACCAGCCCUCAACAGGAGAUGUGUAGAAGCAGCAGUGAUGACAGGCCUUGCACUGAACUGCAGCAUAAACAAGAAGUCCUUGUUUGACAGAAAACACUAUUUCUAUGCAGAUCUGCCUGCUGGCUAUCAAAUCACUCAGCAGAGACUUCCUGUUGCUGUGAAUGGUAGUCUUUCAUACAGCCUCUGUGUAGGGGGAAAAAAGAACCAGGUGGUAACCAGGACUGUGAGGAUUAAGCAGAUCCAGUUGGAACAAGACAGCGGAAAGAGUCUUCAUGAUGACACAAGGAGCCAGACUCUCAUUGACUUGAACAGGGCUGGUGUUGGCCUCAUGGAGGUUGUCAUGGAGCCUGAUAUGAGCUCUGGGGAAGAGGCAGCUGCAGCAGUCAGAGAGCUUCAGCUUAUUCUUCAAACACUUGGGAGCAGCCAGGCAAUCAUGGCAGAGGGUCAACUGAGAGUGGAUGCCAAUGUAUCUGUGCACCACCCUGGAGAAGCUUUAGGAGUAAGGACUGAAGUGAAGAAUAUCAAUAGUGCACGAUUCCUGGCAAGAGCAAUAGACUAUGAAAUACAGAGGCAAAUCAAGGAACUUGAAAAUGGAGGAACUGUUAUUAAUGAAACCAGAGCCUUUGAUUACAAACUUGGGUGUACCAUACCAAUGAGAGAUAAAGAAGGAAAACAGGAUUACCGAUUCAUGCCAGAGCCAAACCUCCCUCCAUUGAUUCUGUGUGAUAAUAAAUCGUUGCCCGCUAAUACGAACCAUCAGCACGUAGUGAAUAUUGAUUGGAUUCGGGAGAGGCUUCCUGAUCUACCCAGUGUGAGGAGAGUGAAGCUUGUUGAACAGUAUGGGAUUCUGCCUGAACACAGUUUCACCUUAUUGAAUGAAGAUGGAUUAAUGGAGUUCUUUGAAAAUGUAGUGAGACAGACGCAGAUGAAUCCAAAGAAAGUGAUUGGCUGGAUUCUAAAUGUUAUGCUCGGUUAUUUAAAACAGCACAACCUUACAGUCCAGGAAAGUCCAGUCAGUUCUCUCUUCCUGGCUGACCUUCUAAACCUUCUAGAGAGAGGAACAAUUUCUUCUUCAGCAGCCAAACAAGUGCUUGAGGAAUUGUGGAAGGCGGAGGGGAAGACCCCACUUCAAAUUGUUGAAGAAAAGAAACUUGAACUGAUCCAGGAUCAGCAAGAGCUUGAACAGAUCUGUCAGGCAGUGGUGGAAGGACAUCAGGAAGAGGUUAUGGAGAUAAAGAAGGGAAACCCAAAAGUUCUGAAUAAACUGAUUGGACUGGUUCAAAGAACAACAAGAGGGCGAGCAGAUCCUGUGCUGGUGAAACAAAUAUUAGAGAAGAGGCUGUCACAGUAACUUUCAGAGCAACUUGCACAGGUCCCUACAGAGGGAACGACUGGACAUUCCCUGGACUUUGUACAGUUCAAUUCCAGCCUGAGCUAGAAAAAGAUACUGUGUUGUCUCAGCAUGGAACAGAAUUAUUAUUCCCUUUUGGUGGUUAUUCAGGUAGUAUCUUGUUAUACAGUCUUCCUUGAAUGCUUCACCCUCUAUCAGGACAAAAGAAAAGAUAUUCAGUGCAAAUGAAUAGGAGAAGCUAGUAUUGAGUGCUGUUCACUUUUCCUGUUGCUGGUUUUGCACACAUGAGAAAGGUAAAUGAUUCAAUACAUUGCUGUUUGUUUGAAUACUCUAGAACUUGUAUCAGAUGUAUGUUGUGAUUCAAUCUUGCCACGUAGCAAUGUUUUUCUGAAGGAAUAGAAAUUUAUGCAUUUUAGAGUGUGGAAUGUAAUGAUUUGAACAGGACACACCACCUACUCGCUCUGCCGAACACCCAGUGGCAGCUUAGCCACUGCUGGCCACUCCCCCAACCUGUCAGGAAGGGGAAGUAGUUCCUCAGUGCUAUAUCACUCCUUCCUUGCCUCUGCCAGAGGGAGGGAAAGGAGAAGAGGCUGCCCAGCUGCCUUUCCUUCCUUCAAGUGAUGAUCUAUCCUAAACCUGCUCCCCAGUGGCUAA
Messenger RNA from Gopherus evgoodei (Goodes thornscrub tortoise), 2326 nucleotides. It is a transcript of the gene GATB, whose product is annotated as glutamyl-tRNA amidotransferase subunit B. NCBI's taxonomy places the organism in Eukaryota, Metazoa, Chordata, Testudines, Testudinidae. Gene Ontology annotation, biological process: mitochondrial translation; glutaminyl-tRNAGln biosynthesis via transamidation. Bases 17 to 1672 code for a protein of 551 amino acids. The transcript has 13 exons. The record is from RefSeq and is a predicted model, not a curated record. Gene Ontology annotation, molecular function: glutaminyl-tRNA synthase (glutamine-hydrolyzing) activity.